This is a messenger RNA of Carica papaya (papaya), 1682 nucleotides long. RefSeq names its product DELLA protein RGL1-like. The record is from RefSeq and is a predicted model, not a curated record. Lineage: Eukaryota; Viridiplantae; Streptophyta; Magnoliopsida; Brassicales; Caricaceae.
UUUAGAUUUUGUACGGCCACAUCUCCUACAUCAUAAGACGCAAAUCAUUCUCCUCUCUGUUUCCAUCUCAGCAUGGCAAGCGGCUUCUUCUCUUACACUUCAUCAGAUCUCAGAGCAACCCAAACUACUAGCCAUUCGUUAAAAGAUUAUCGGGAGAAAGAGCACGUGAUUGGAGUAGAACCCCUGGAAAAUUUCCAUUCUUUUUCGUGGGAAUCUGGAAAUGUUUUCCAGGAAAACAUACCCAACAAACCUCAGUUUCUUGAUCUAGCCGAGCAUGAUCAAUCAAGUCAACAUCAGACCAGAUCAAACCCUUUUAAACCUGGUGAAUUUCAGCAGUUGGAGACUGAUGAACACCGAGCAGAAUCUGUUAACAAAAUGACCCAUCCUUCUGGUUUGUCAUCUCUGGAACUUCUCAACAGCUACGGAAACGGGUUGAGGAGAUUGAAAUCCAACCAGUUCCAAAUCGUCUCGGCAAAGCAGAGGAGUACCCAAAAGCAGUCGACUGAAGAAAUCAUCAGAGCAGCAUCAGCGCGAUACGUCCAAUUUUCUGAUCUGAGAUACGAUGAUUUUUCAAUUAUGAUGCACCCUUUUGGCUAUGCUCUCUCGGGUUUUUCUAAGGAAGAAAUGAAAGACGUGGAGCUCGUCCAUCUUCUUCUCGCCGCAGCUGAGAAAGCGGGUUAUCAGCAAUUCGAACGCGCCAGCAAGCUACUUUCGUACUGUGAAUUAACGGCGUCACCUAACGGCAACGCUGUCGAGCUAAUCGUUUUCUGUUUCGCCGAAGCUCUGCGAGAACGAAUCGAGAAAGAAACGGGGAGAGUCACAGCAAAGAAAUUGGAUCGAGCAAAAGGGAAAAACAAAUCUGAUCAUGGAUUAAACUUGAACACUAGCAGCACAUUUGCAAGAUUGUACCAGAGACUCCCAUUUCUUCAGGCAACCCAUUUCGCCGGAGUACAAACUCUGUUGGACAACGUAGGCUCGCCGGGAAAACUCCAUUUGAUUGAUCUUCAGAUCAGGACUGGAGUCCAAUGGACAGUUUUGAUGCAAGCUCUUGUAGAACAAGAAAAGUAUCCCAUCGAGCUUCUUAAGAUAACUGCUGUUGCAGUAGAAUCAAGCAGAGAGAAAAUCGAAGAGACGGGACUGAGGCUCAAAACCACCGCUAAAUCAAUGAACUUACCGUUCUCAUUCCACGCAGUUUACGUGCCAGAUAUGACGGAGAUAAAAGAAUCCCUUUUCAAAAUCGAAGACGACGAAGCCAUCGCCGUAUACUGUCCAUUGAUACUCCGCACGAUGGAGACCCGGUUGCUUGGAGAAUCUGAUGAGGGUGAUAAGAAAUCUCAACCCAUCAAUCAUGGUGGUCAUCGAAGUGGAAGCGAAUCACAACUCGCCCGUGUUCGUUAGCCGAUUCGUCGAAUGUCUUUUCUUCUACAGCACCUUCUUUGAUUGUCUUGAAACCUGCAUGGCGGAUGAGUUGGAAUUGAGAGGGGUGACAGAGUUGAUAUUCAAGAAUGGAAUCGAACAGAUUGUGGCAAUGGAAGGCAGCGAAAGGGUGGCUAGAAGUGUGAAAAUAGAUGUGUGGAGAGCGUUUUUUGCAAGGUAUAGAAUGAUGGAGAUGGGACUCAGCGAGUCGUCUUUGUAUCAAGUUGAGUUAAUAAUCAAACAGUUUGCCUGUGCUGGUUAUUGUA